AUAUCCCAAUGAAAUUACAUGAGAAGAUUAAACAAAUAUGCCGUAAAAUUACACAGACCGUCCUGCUUAGGCGUAGUCGGAGGGCAUUGCUUCUCUACCAGAAGUUGCCACCGAUAAUAAAUACACGGAAAAUGUGGAUUACGAAUACAAAUGUUUUAGCUGCUUAUCCAAUUUCGGUCGGUUUGUUUAAUUUCCAAAACUGCAGUAUUUAUGUCACGCUGUCGUAUUCUGUUUGCUGUACCAACAAAUUUCCUCAGGGUUUCUUGGUGUGGCAAUAAAGAUGCUAUUCUAUUCUAUUUACCAUUAGUGACGUUUGAUGUCGCUGCAUCUUCUCUUAGAAAUGAAGAGGGUGACCUCUAAUUCCGAGUCGUCUUGUCUUUGUGUUAAUUUUAGCACUAAUCUGCUUUCCAAACGAAGCAAAUGCCACAAAAAUCACACGGCUGAAUAAUUACACCUGCAUAUACAUGCGGCCAAAUAUUAUAUACCGAUUUAAACGCUUGGUCGAUAACGCAAUACAACGUUUAAUUUAAUCACGCAUAAGUUAUUUAAAAUUGCUCAAUUUUAGAAGUGACAGCCAUUCAUUUAUUGAGAGGCUUCGCCUCCUUGCGUAUGAGGAAUUGAUCCAGCGAGGCGGCUGAUGCAGGCGCGAUCGAAUAAGGAGGCGAAGCGCUUCUGCCAAUCGGCUUCACCGCUGCGCCGCGAUCAUCUGGCGUGUUCCGGUCACGAUGCCUUGUUUUCAUCGGCCGACUAUAUCCUUCAUUUGCUAGCGUAAAGGUGAAUGAUGCUGCUUGACGGAUAUGCCUGAUUUCUCUCGCUAAGGGCGAGGGAGCAUUUGUGUUUAACCAGAUGGCGGCGUUUGGAGAGCUUCUAUGCAAUUGCUUGGAAGGUUGGGAAUUUGAACGGAAGAUUUGUAAAAUUAAUUGAAACGUUCUCGCGUUGGGAUCGAAGGACUUUUCCCUAAUAUUUUGGAAUUUUAGUGCCCAUCCUCUGAUUUUCAAGACACGGACUGGGUGGGUGUGGCGGCGGGAUCGCCAUGGAUACAGGCUCCCUGGUACGUCAGGUGGAGAGCGUGGAGCGCAGCGUGGCGUUCCUGCGGCGGGAGCAGCUCCUCCUGCUGCAUGGCCUGCACUUAGAGAUCCUGUCCUUGCAGAAGCGCUGCACAGAACUGACCCGGGAGCUGAACGUGAAGCCUCCAGGAAGGACCCAAGCAGAGAUCCAGGAGGAGGAGGAGCAGCUGGAGGCCCGGUGUCGGGAGGUGGAGGGCCGGCUCGGCGAGCAGCAGCGCACUCUGGACGAGCUGCGCACAGAGCUGAGCCACAAGGGGGCGCUGGUGGGUGCGCUGCGGGCCAGCCUGAAGGAGAAGGAGCGGAGCUUCCUGGAGGAGCUGAAGCGCCGCAGCCACCGGAGCACGGCCCUCGGGGCGGAGCUGCAGAAGCAGACAGAGGUGGCGGCCUACCUGUCCUUCCAGUUACACGCCGCCCGGCAAAGUCUGCACCAGCAGCAGCUGAAGCUACACCCACGGGCAGCUGAAAGGCCUGCCCCAGCUUCUCCAUCUCCCUCCACCAGCACCAGACCCAAACGGCGCCACAGGCUGCCCGCACAAGUGCGGGCGGAGCGGGCACGGGAGUGCGUGCCCCGUGAGAGGGUGACGGGCCCGGCGGAGCCCACGGCCAUGCCGGAUCCCGCGCUCUUCCUUCACCCCCGCCGGCACAGGUCACGCCAGGGACACAGACAGCGCAGGGAGAAGCAGGGGGCCGAGCAGCCGGAGGACCUGGAGGAUCAGGUGACGGGCCCCUCGGCCACGGCGUCCUCCACUGCCACGGAAACGGAGGCCGAGUAGCUGUACCGUGACUGUGCCCGUCCCCGUAACGCCGUCACCGCUGUCAUCGCCGUCGCAUUUGUGAAUCUGUCCUGGCUAGCUUCCCUAAGCUUGUCACUCAAACGUCAAAACUUGGGAUGGAAAAUGAGCAUGACCAACGGGAGUUUCACAGCACUAGCUUCGAUUUUCAUUAUUUUUUAAUAGCUAAAUGUAUGGCCCCACCCCCAGACACCCGUUUGCGUCUCUCUUAACCUUUACGUUUGGGUUCUUUGGACAGCUCCUAAUUUUCCUGAGCAGUGAUGGAAAUCCAACAUCUCUUGAUGACGGCACUUGCAGUCUGUGGGCCAGGGGCUGUGUGCAUUUCCUGUUAGCCAUAUUCAGAGGACAGGCAGAGAGGCAGGUAAGAGGAUGCAAAAAUCCUGCUUACCUGGGUGUACGGUAUAUAUGCACUUAAUUAUGGGAGCUCGUCAUAAGAUUGAAAAUGUGGAACAGUAAUCUGUUAUAUCUGAAAUUAACUUCACCAUAAAGUUGUAGUAGUAUUCAACAUAAUUUUAUUGGGGAGGGAAUUUCACACAAAAAAAUAAAACUCUAUAACUUGUUUAGCUAGCUAGUGGGUUAGCUAGAUAUGAUACACAAGGGACCCAGAUCCAUCCAUCCAUCCAUCUUCAGUAAAUGCUCACCACCUUUAGAUUAAGGCCAACCCCGAGCCUAACCCCGAACCUAACCCCGGAAGCACAGGGCAUGCAGCAGGGUACACCCUAGAUGGAAUGCCAGUCUAUCACAGGGCAUGCGGCAGGGUACACCCUAGAUGGGAUGCCGGUCCAUUGCAGAACAUGGGUCCAGCCUGAUUUUGGUUACACAGGGGAUGCCACGUCUGCUUACAGAACUCACACUCAGUUCAUUUGUGAAAAGCUGAGGUCUUCACUGCAGCAGCCAGCACUGCAGAGCCAUACUCCCAUGUGAAUGUGUGUGUAACCUGCCUGGCACAAUGAUUGGCAACUGAUUCAAGAUGCCACCCAGUGGACACAUCUGGUGUAGCAGCUGCACCCCAGUAGAUUAUAGGGCUGCUAGUUUUCAAACUGCGGGUAUUUUAGGUGUUUGAUGUUAAGAGGUUUUGCUGUAGAAUUUCAGAACUUGUAUCAUUAAUGGGUGAAUUAAUGUAGUUUGACAUAUUAAGUCUAAUCAAUAUUAUAGGAAAGCUUUUUAAAAACUAUUUAGAGCAUUGUAUCAUAGAUAAUAGCAAGGACUCUUAUAUGCAGUGCAUAUUUUAUUUAAUUAAAUGAAAGUAAUUUUUACGGGAUGUAUAAUUUGGGAAAUCCAAGGAUAGGUGCAGACCUGUCUGAAAUGGUGACCACACCUUCAUUUUCAGUAGGACAAUGUCCAUCUUGUGGUGAAGUAAAAACCGUCUGCUGCAGGGUAACAGCCAAGAUGGCGAGCAGGACCUCAUCAGACCUCGAUGUUAAGGUGUCACGCCAUGUGCCUGAAUAUGUCAUCAUCCAUCUCUCCCGACUUUUUAAUAUUAUUGUGUAACACUUUCUGCGCCAUUGCAAGUUUCAGCUGAUAAACAUGAAAUAACUCUUGAUAA
Molecule: messenger RNA, 3404 nt
Organism: Paramormyrops kingsleyae
Lineage: Eukaryota; Metazoa; Chordata; Actinopteri; Osteoglossiformes; Mormyridae
Gene: ccdc92ba
Product: coiled-coil domain containing 92Ba
Source: RefSeq, a predicted model, not a curated record